AUGGAGAGCAGCGGCCGGAUGGAGGAGAUAAAGGCGCCGCUGCUGGGGCAGAAGGAGCUGGGCGGGUGUCGGAGAUGGCGAUCGGGGAAUCUGCGCGGCGACUUUGUGUCCCGCCUUCCGGAGAAGGUCCGCCCGGGCGUUGACCCGGAGAAACCCUUCUUCAUCGACAUUUCCCGCACGUCGGGACUCAUCGAAGGUAUCUUCUAUUGUGGGAUUCUUCUCCCUGAAGGCCCCCCGCCGCCACUCCGGCGGUGGAGCUCCAUCUUCUGACUUUCUGGUCCUCUCCCUUGGAGGAUCUUUACACUGUUUGCUUUCUUUCCCCACCGAGAUGAUUCCCAGCUUUUUCCCUGGAUGCGGUGAGCGAUGCCCUACUUUUUUCGGCGCACUCGAUCGGAAAGUGGUUUCUCUCUCUCUCUCUCUCUCUCUCUCUCUCUCUCUUUCUCUCUAUCUAUCUAUUAUCUAUCUCUUGGUGUGCUGAGUGGAUCUAGAAAAUCCAAUCGGCGCUUCAUGGUCGGAUGAGAUGUGCCCCGUUGCUUCCGCCGUUCGCUCGUCACCUUCCAUGUCUGUGGCUUUCGCCCAUGGCUUCUCUGUUGUUUUGGCUCCUCUCUCGCUCUCUCGCUCUAUCAUCUGGAGAUUCUGGUUUCUCUCUUUCCUAUUUACAAUCAGAGCUAGUCAUUUGCUUGUGGGAAGAACUUUAUUCCUCGUUUUCAGUUCUCCAGCAUUGAUCCGCAUGCUUUCUGCAAACCCUGUUGAUGAGAUGCCUUACAGAAGAGAAUGCGAACUAUCCAUGUUUCUAGAUCACAUAGUAGCUCCAAGUUUUGUGUACAAGGAUGCAAUAUUUAUCAGUCUUUUUUUUUAGCCUGGAUAUUGUUGGGUUGAUGCCUGUGUUUUUUCCCCUUUUUUUGGCAUUUUUCUCGAAUACCAUGAUUCAUAUUCUGAGAAUUAGAAGGUUGGUUCAUAAACGUAGCUCAAAAUCCCCAACCAACAGCUAUUGAUCACUGUGGCAUGCUUUUUAGUGGAAGAAAGUAGGGAUGAUUUUCACCUCCAUGUUCUGGUACUGCGCAUUUAUGAAACGAUUUUGACUUUGGUUGAUUGGCGAAUCGACAUAAUUGGUCAACUCAGACUGAGCUCUGAUUUAUUCGUUGAGUUCCUUCCUUACCGAAAGACCAAGUGAUAUUCCCUUCUGGGACGAUUAACCAGAGAUGAUGCGAGCUGUUCUAAUUCUGCGUCUCUGAACAAAUAGAUUGGGUCUUCCUCUUGCUUGUUGGUUAUUUCCAGUUUGAACGUUUCUCUCAUGUGGGAUGUUCAUAACAGGCGAGAAGGAAUACUAUGAAAGGCAGUUUGCCACUCUCAGGUCAUUUGAGGAGGUUGACCUGUUGGAGGGAGCGGUCAACGAUGUGAUUGACGAUCUGGAAGAAGAAAUGAAUAAUGAAUUUGCAAUGAAGGUGUCCAAUUAUGCAAAUGUAGUUCUGCUGAUAUUCAAGGUCAACCUCCAUCUCUCUCCCUUCCUGCUUACCUUGUCAUACAGGGCUGCGACCAAGAGCAUACAUGCAUACGUGGCCAAUACCCAUUUGUCCACGAUGAUUGCAGAUUUAUGCGACAGUAAGAAGCGGUUCGCUCGCCAUCGCUGCUUCAACUCUCGAUUCGUUGCUGGAUCUCAUGGCGGGUGGCAUUCUUUGGUUCACUCAUCUGUCGAUGAAGAGCAUCAACAUCUACAAGUACCCAAUCGGCAAGCUGCGCGUGCAACCAGUGGGCAUCAUCAUUUUCGCUGCUAUUAUGGCUACGCUAGGCAAGCAUCUCCCCAACUUCGCCUCUAGUAGCUUCAAGCAUGCUGGAGACGUCCGAACCAUGCUCAUGAUUUCAUGUGUGAUAUUUGAUCGAUGUUUCUAUAGUGGAUCUACAGGAACCGAGAAAAUUUCAUAUGAUUUCGUUGCCCGGAGUCUGUCGGCCCGGAGAGUUCAAGAGAUCUGCCGUUUCACUUCGUAUUCCCUGCAGGUUUUCAGGUUCUGGUACGGGCCGUGGAGCAGCUGAUCCAAGACGAACCGGCCAAGAAGAUGACCGGGGAGCAGCUCAUAUGGUUGUAUUCCAUCAUGUUGACCGCGACUGUGGUCAAACUCGCCCUCUGGAUUUACUGCAGGAGCUCGGGAAACAAGAUCGUCCGUGCCUACGCCAAGGUUUCCUCACCCGGCCCUCGAGCUCGAAUCCCCGAGAUUGCUAUAAAUAUUGCAUAAAAAUGUCAACUUUUUUCUUUUUAUAGGAUCAUUAUUUCGAUGUGGUGACUAAUGUAGUCGGAUUGGCGGCCGCUGUUCUUGGGGAUAAGUUCUUCUGGUGGAUCGAUCCCGUUGGUGCAAUCAUCCUCGCUGUCUACACAAUCACCAACUGGUCUGGAACCGUGCUGGAGAACGCAGGUUUUUCUUCCACGCCCAUGUGUUUUUAUUUACCUUAUUUUAUAAAAAAAAUUGUGGAAGGGAAGCAUAUCCGUUUCUUGUUUAUAUUUUCUGAUAUUUUUUUUUUCUCUCUCUCUCUCUCUCUCUCUAGAUUUAAUGAUGGCCGGUGAGUUUAGGGCAUUUUCUUUCUCACUCUCCUUUAUCCGACGUAGAUUUUGUUCUUCCCCCCUUCCAUUUUGUCAACUUGACCGUGGUUGAGAUAAACUUGACCUAUCUCUCUCUCUCUCUCUCUGUGACUUUCUCUCUCUUAAAAUAUGAGGAUGAGAAAGGAACCAUGCUUGAAGUGGAUGAGAUCUCCGUUAGUUCUGUGAGUUUAUGAGGAUGUGGUCACCCUGAGAUGAUUUCCUAGGAGAAAACAGUCUGGCAUAAUUGACCAACCAGGGACGCAUUUCUCGGUCAACGCCUGAUCUGAAUGUCGUUCUUGCAGUUUCUCUUGUUGGCCAGUCGGCCCCUCCUGAGAUGCUGCAGAAGUUGACUUAUCUGGUCAUCAUGCAUCAUCCCGAAAUAAAGCGGGUCGACACCGUGCGAGCAUACACAUUUGGUGUUCUCUACUUUGUCGAGGUCAGCGUGGUCAACCCUUCACCAGAAGACCUCUCUCUCUCUCUCUCUCUCUCUCUAUAUAUAUAUAUAUAUAUAUAUAUAGAUCUCUUCGAGUAAAGUUUUACUGCGCAUGUAUUUAUUAUUGAUUCAUUUUUACCAAAAAUGGCAGGUUGACAUUGAGCUCCCCGAAGACCUUCCCCUGAAGGAGGCCCACGCCAUCGGGGAGUCGCUGCAGAUAAAGAUCGAAGAGCUCCCCGAGGUGGAGCGGGCCUUCGUCCAUCUGGACUUCGAAUGCGACCACAAGCCGGAGCACUCCAUCCUCGUCAAGCUCCCAUCAAGUCAACCCUGA
Messenger RNA from Spirodela intermedia, 3336 nucleotides. The record is from the annotation of a GenBank genome assembly. NCBI's taxonomy places the organism in Eukaryota, Viridiplantae, Streptophyta, Magnoliopsida, Alismatales, Araceae.